AUGUUAGCAAAAGUUGAAGAUAAGAAGCCUAUUAUGACUAAUCCUUGGGAAGAGAAAGUCUGCAAAAUGGCCCAGACGAGUUUACUGCAGGGGAAGCAGUUUUACUGUAGGGAGUGGGUUUUCCACAAGCUUCAGCAUUGCCUCCAGGAGAAAACUAACUGCUGCAACAGCACUGUCAACACGCCGUCCCUCCUGGUGAAUUCUGGGAGCACUGCUGGUGUUGUUUCUGGAAAAGGCGCUGCCUGGGGUGUGCUGUUGGUAGGAGGGCCUGGCAGUGGCAAGACAGCCCUGUGUACUGAGCUCCUGUGGCCAAGUUCACCUACAGGCUUGCAGAGAGGUCUACAUCGCCAGGCUCUGGCCUUCCAUUUCUGCAAAGCCCAGGACUCGGACACGCUGUGUGUGGGCGGGUUUGUUAGAGGGCUUGUUGCCCAGAUUUGCCACAGUGGGCUGCUCCAAGGAUAUGAGGACAAGCUAAGGGACCCAGCGAUCCAGAGCCUCUUGCAGCCUGGGGAAUGUGAGAGGAACCCAGCAGAAGCAUUUAAAAGGUGUGUUCUGCUCCCGCUCUUGGGAAUGAAGCCUCCCCAGCAAAGCCUGUAUCUGCUUGUGGACUCUGUUGAUGAAGGCUGUAAUGUCACUGAAGGCGAACAGACGUCCACCAGCUUGUCGGGGACCGUGGCAGAGUUGUUAGCUGGCCACCAUGAGUUCUUUCCACCAUGGCUACUGCUUCUCUGUUCUGCCCGAAGACAGAGUAAGGCUGUUACUAAAAUGUUUACUGGUUUUCGAAAAAUAAGUUUAGAUGACCUUCGGAAGGCAUAUAUUGUUAAGGAUGUGCAACAGUACAUUCUCCAUCGUUUAGAUCAAGAAGAAGCUUUGCGACAACACCUCACAAAAGAGACUGCAGAGAUGUUAAAUCAACUGCACAUUAAAAGCAGUGGGUGCUUUCUUUAUCUAGAACGGGUUCUAGAUGGAGUUGUAGAAAAUUUUAUUAUGUUACGAGAGAUCCGGGACAUCCCAGGAACUCUAAACGGUCUCUAUCUCUGGCUGUGUCAAAGACUCUUUGUGAGAAAGCAGUUUGCAAAGGUUCAGCCUAUUUUGAAUGUGAUUCUUGCUGCCUGCCGACCUUUGACCAUAACGGAAUUAUAUCAUGCAGUAUGGACCAAAAAUAUGUCAUUAACCUUGGAAGACUUUCAACGCAAGUUAGACGUGCUCUCGAAACUCCUUGUCGAUGGACUAGGAAAUACUAAAAUCCUGUUUCACUACAGCUUUGCCGAGUGGCUUCUGGACGUGAAACACUGCACACAGAAGUAUUUAUGCAAUGCAGCAGAAGGACACAGAAUGCUGGCUAUGAGUUAUACCUGCCAAGCCAAGAACCUAACACCAUUGGAAGCACAAGAAUUUGCAUUGCACUUAAUUAAUUCAAACUUACAGUUGGAGACAGCUGAGUUGGCUCUGUGGAUGAUAUGGAAUGGUACACCUGUCAGAGACUCCCUGUCAACCUUAAUACCCAAGGAGCAAGAAGUGCUACAGCUGUUGGUGAAAGCUGGUGCUCAUGUGAACAGCGAAGACGAUCGCACGUCAUGCAUAGUUCGUCAAGCCUUGGAGAGAGAGGAUUCCAUUCGGACCUUACUAGAUAACGGAGCGUCAGUAAAUCAGUGUGAUUCGAAUGGGAGAACACUACUGGCUAAUGCUGCGUACAGUGGCAACCUUGACGUGGUGAAUUUACUUGUCUCUAGGGGGGCAGAUUUAGAGAUAGAAGAUGCUCACGGGCACACACCACUUACCCUGGCUGCUAGACAGGGACAUACGAAGGUGGUUAAUUGUUUGAUUGGGUGUGGAGCAAACAUCAAUCACACCGAUCAAGAUGGCUGGACAGCACUGAGAUCUGCCGCUUGGGGUGGUCACACGGAGGUGGUUUCUGCGCUGCUCUAUGCCGGUGUGAAAGUGGACUGUGCGGAUGCCGACAGCCGGACAGCUUUGAGAGCGGCGGCUUGGGGAGGACACGAGGACAUUGUGCUGAACUUGCUACAACAUGGUGCUGAAGUCAACAAAGCUGACAACGAAGGUAGGACCGCUCUGAUAGCGGCGGCAUACAUGGGACACAGAGAGAUUGUGGAACACCUUCUGGACCACGGGGCAGAAGUGAAUCACGAGGAUGUCGAUGGCAGGACCGCACUCUCUGUAGCUGCUCUUUGUGUGCCUGCGAGUAAAGGACAUGCAUCCGUUGUCAGCCUUUUAAUUGAUCGAGGUGCUGAAGUAGAUCAUUGUGACAAAGACGGCAUGACCCCGCUGCUGGUGGCUGCCUACGAAGGACACGUUGACGUGGUUGACUUGCUCCUAGAGGGGGGAGCAGAUGUGGAUCACACAGAUAACAACGGGCGUACGCCCCUCUUAGCAGCUGCUUCCAUGGGCCACGCUUCCGUCGUGAACACACUGUUGUUUUGGGGUGCGGCUGUGGACAGCAUUGACAGCGAAGGCAGGACAGUCCUCAGCAUAGCCUCAGCCCAAGGCAAUGUUGAAGUGGUACGCACCCUCCUGGACAGAGGGCUCGAUGAAAAUCACAGGGAUGAUGCUGGGUGGACCCCUUUGCACAUGGCAGCUUUCGAAGGCCACAGAUUAAUAUGUGAAGCGCUUAUUGAACAAGGUGCUAGAACAAAUGAGAUUGAUAACGAUGGACGAAUCCCUUUCAUAUUAGCUGCGCAAGAGGGUCAUUAUGACUGUGUGCAGAUAUUACUGGAAAAUAAGUCCAACAUCGAUCAGAGAGGUUACGACGGGAGAAACGCACUGCGGGUUGCUGCCCUGGAAGGCCACAGGGACAUUGUGGAGCUGCUUUUCAGCCACGGAGCCGACGUUAAUUACAAAGACGCUGACGGGAGGCCUACCCUUUAUAUUCUGGCCUUAGAAAACCAACUUCCCAUGGCCGAGUAUUUUUUAGAAAACGGUGCCAACGUAGAGGCGAGCGAUGCGGAAGGAAGGACAGCGCUUCACGUUUCCUGCUGGCAGGGCCAUCUGGACAUGGUGCAGGUUCUGCUAACCUGCCACGCCGACGUCAACGCCGCGGACAACGAGAAGCGGUCCGCCUUGCAGUCUGCGGCGUGGCAGGGCCACGUCAAAGUGGUGCAGCUUCUGAUCGAGCACGGGGCUGUGGUCGACCACACUUGUAAUCAGGGAGCCACUGCCCUCUGCAUCGCAGCCCAGGAGGGGCACAUCGACGUGGUGCAGGUCCUCCUGGAGCACGGUGCUGACCCCAACCACGCCGAUCAGUUCGGACGCACCGCCAUGCGCGUGGCAGCCAAAAACGGACACUCCCAGAUCAUUAAAUUAUUAGAGAAAUACGGCGCGUCUACUUUGAACGGCUGUUCCCCCUCUCCUGUUCACACCAUGGAGCAGAAGCCUCUGCAAUCAGCGUCUUCAAAAAUGCAGUCGUUGACAAUUAAAUCAAACAGCUCCGGCAGCACAGGCGGUGGGGACAUGCAGCCCUCACUGCGCGGUUUACCCAACGGGCCAGCGCACGCGUUCAGUUCUCCUUCCGAAUCUCCAGACUCUACAGUCGAUCGGCAGAAGUCAUCCUUGUCAAAUAAUUCCCUGAAAAGCUCCAAAAAUUCAUCUUUGAGAACGACGUCGUCCACAGCCACGGCUCAAACCGUGCCGAUGGACAGCUUUCACAGCCUGUCGUUCACGGAGCAGAUCCAGCAGCACUCGCUGCCCCGCAGCAGAAGCCGGCAGUCCAUCGUGUCCCCGUCUUCCACCACCCAGUCCCUGGGGCAGAGCCACAACUCCCCCUCCAGCGAAUUCGAGUGGAGUCAAGUCAAGCCCAGUUUGAAGUCAACUAAAACAAACAAAGGGGGGAAAUCAGAGAAUUCCAGCAAAUCUGGGUCAGCAGGGAAGAAAGCUAAACAAAAUAAUUCCUCACAGCCAAAGGUUUUAGAAUAUGAAAUGACUCAGUUUGAUUCCAGAGGGCCUGCAGCCAAACCCGGGUCCAGCACCCCCCCUACACAAAUACCCUCGGAAUCGCAGUGCAAGAUCAUGAUACCGUCCGCUCCGCAAGAAGUCGGUCGAUCGCAGCAGCAGUUUCUCAUUCACCAACAAAGUGGGGAGCAGAAGAAGAGAAAUGGAAUAAUGACAAACCCGAAUUACCAUCUUCAGAGCAACCAGGUGUUUCUCGGUAGGGUUUCCGUGCCAAGAACAAUACAAGACAGAGGGCAUCAGGAAGUGCUGGAAGGGUACCCUUCCUCAGAGACGGAAUUAAGCCUUAAACAAGCCCUGAAGCUUCAGAUUGACGGCUCUGACCCUAGUUUCAACUAUAAGAAGGAGACACCGUUAUAA
Messenger RNA from Pipistrellus nathusii (Nathusius's pipistrelle), 4323 nucleotides. NCBI's taxonomy places the organism in Eukaryota, Metazoa, Chordata, Mammalia, Chiroptera, Vespertilionidae. The record is from the annotation of a GenBank genome assembly.